UGGAGCGCUGUUGGUUGGAGUGCGAGUUUGUUAUUCUUUCUUUUCAAGGCAUCGUUGAUUGUGUUGAUCACAGCUUGUCUGAAGAGCUGGGCUUUAUUCAAUCGUAUUUCACAAAAUGAAGCGGAUCUGGUUGAUUGGGCUGCUCUGUGCACAUUUAGCUUUCGCAUCUGUGAGAGCAGAAGAUGGACUUGACAUUGAUGGGACUGUGGAAGAUGAUCUGGGAAAAAGCAGAGAUGGUUCCAAAACAGAUGAUGAGGUGGUGCAGAGGGAGGAGGAGUCUAUCCAGCUGGAUGGGCUGAACGCAGCUCAGAUAAAAGAGAUCAGAGAGAAAUCUGAGAAGCAUGUCUUCCAGGCAGAGGUCAACCGCAUGAUGAAGCUUAUCAUCAACUCACUCUACAAGAACAAGGAGAUCUUCUUGAGGGAGUUGAUAUCCAACGCCUCUGAUGCUCUGGAUAAGAUCAGAAUGAUGUCUCUGACCAACGAGGAUGCACUGGCAGCCAAUGAGGAGCUCACCAUCAAGAUCAAGAUGGACAAAGAGAAGAACAUGCUCCACAUCACUGACACUGGCAUCGGCAUGACCAAAGAGGACUUGGUCAAGAACCUGGGUACCAUCGCCAAGUCGGGCACCAGCGAGUUCCUCAACAAGAUGACGGAGAUUGAAACCGAGGGCCAGUCCACCUCUGAGCUUAUUGGCCAGUUCGGCGUGGGCUUUUACUCUACCUUCUUGGUUGCCGACAAGGUGAUCGUGUCUUCAAAGCACAACAACGGCACACAGCACAUCUGGGAGUCUGACUCCAAUGAGUUUUCUGUCAUUGAGGACCCUCGCGGGGAUACGCUCGGCAGGGGCACCACCAUCACGUUGGUGAUGAAGGAGGAGGCUACAGACUACCUGGAGCUGGAAACCAUCAAGAACCUGGUCAAGAAAUACUCACAGUUCAUCAACUUCCCCAUCUACAUCUGGGCCAGCAAGACAGAGACUCUUGAGGAGCCCAUCGAGGACACCGAUGUGGAGAAAGAUGACAAUGAGGAUGAGGUAGAAGUGGAGGAAGAGGAGGACAAGCCCAAGAAGGUUGAGAAGACCGUGUGGGACUGGGAGCUGAUGAACGACGUCAAGCCUAUCUGGACGAGACCAGCCAAAGAAGUAGAGGAGGAUGAGUACAAAGCCUUCUACAAGACUUUCUCUAAGGACACAGAUGAGCCCCUCUCCCACAUCCACUUCACAGCUGAGGGUGAGGUGACCUUCAAGUCCAUCCUGUUUGUCCCCGUUGCUGCCCCCAGGGGCAUGUUCGACGAGUAUGGAACCAAGAAGAACGACUUCAUCAAGCUCUUUGUCCGUAGAGUCUUCAUCACUGAUGAUUUCAAUGACAUGAUGCCCAAAUACCUGAACUUUGUCAGGGGAGUGGUGGACUCUGAUGAUCUGCCACUGAAUGUGUCAAGAGAAACCCUGCAGCAGCACAAGUUGCUCAAGGUCAUCCGUAAGAAGCUGGUGCGUAAGACCCUGGACAUGAUAAAGAAGAUUGCAGAGGAGCAGUACAAUGACAAGUUCUGGAAGGAGUUUGGCACCAACAUUAAACUGGGUGUGAUCGAGGACCACUCCAACAGGACUCGUCUGGCCAAACUGCUGCGUUUCCAGACCUCCAACAGCGACACGGUGCUGGCCAGCCUGGAGCAGUACGUAGAGAGAAUGAAGGACAAGCAGGACAAGAUCUACUUCAUGGCCGGAACCAGCCGCAGGGAGGCUGAGUCUUCUCCCUUUGUAGAGAGUCUGUUGAAGAAGGGUUAUGAGGUAAUCUACCUGACCGAGCCAGUGGAUGAGUACUGUGUCCAGGCCUUGCCAGAGUUCGACGGUAAGCGCUUCCAGAAUGUGGCCAAGGAGGGCAUUAAGUUUGACGAUAGUGACAAGGCCAAGGAGACCAGGGAGGUCCUGGAGAAGGAGUACGAACCCCUCACCACCUGGAUGAAGGACAGCGCCCUCAAGGACAAGAUUGAGAAGGCCAUCCUGUCCCAGAGGCUGACCAAGUCUCCCUGUGCCCUGGUAGCCAGCCAGUACGGCUGGUCUGGUAACAUGGAGAGGAUCAUGAAGGCACAGGCCUACCAGACAGGAAAAGACAUCUCUACAAAUUAUUAUGCAAGCCAGAAGAAAACAUUAGAAAUCAACCCAAAGCACCCUCUCAUCAAGGAAAUGCUGAAACGCGUUUCUACCGAUGCCGAGGACCAGACUGCCUCAGACCUGGCCAUGGUGUUGUUUGAGACGGCCACGCUGCGUUCAGGCUACCAGCUUCAAGACACCAAGGCCUAUGGAGACAGGAUCGAACGCAUGCUGCGGCUCAGUAUGAACGUAGAUCUCAACGAACCGGUUGAGGAGCCAGAGGAGGAGCCUGAAGAGGCGGCGCAGGCUGAGGAAGAAGAGGAAAUUCAAGAUGAGGAUGAAGUGGUAACAGAUAAAGAUGAAUUAUAAAGCAUUAAAUGAGUGUGGGUGUCAUGAUGGACGUAUCCUGGAGCUGAGCCACAACCAAGACCACCCAUGGCCAACCAAGUCCUAGCCUUGAAAUUCAGACCGAAUUUAGCUUCAUUCUGUACGUUUCACUCCAUUAUCUAUGAAUUAGUCAUUACGACAGUGAAACUGUGAUUCAGUCUGGAUAGCCAAGACCACCACCAGCUGGCCAAGAACACCAAUGGUCAGUGAAGACUAGCCAGGUCCCAGAUCGGUUUGUGUGGUCUUGCCCAACAGAUCAGGUUAAGUCAAGACAUUGAUGGCCAUUGGCCACCUUUCACUCACUCGGGAAGGUCCUGAUCUGAUUUUUUUUAUAAGGCUUUGGUUUUGUUUUGUUACAUUCCUCAUGAUUGUAAAUUUGUUAAUAUUUCACUGAGCUGUCUUUGGAAAAGAUGAAAGAUGUGAUCGUCACUUGAUCCCAUUAAAUAAAUAUUUAUUGGGAAAAGUUACUUUUUAUAUUUUGUUUUAAAAAAAAGUGAACUAGGUAGUUAACAAAUUCUUAUUUACAAUGACGGCCUACCCUGGCCAAGCCCUCCCCUAACCCAGACGACGCUGGGCCAAUUGUGCGCCUCCCAAUGAGACUCGAUUACAGCCGGUUGUGAUACAGCCCGGGAUCGAACCUGGAUCUGUAGUGACGGCUCUUAAGAAUAGCUUCCCCAACAGCCUUAGACCACUGCACCACUCUUUAAGAAGCACAUGCAGUGGCUGACACAAAACAGAUCUGGCAAUAAGAAUAGGCUAUACUCUUGACCAUUUACAUCUAGGGAUUGAGUUUUGUGCUUGAAGGAACUUUCUUUUAGGUUCAGUUUCAUAAUGUGCACCUGCUCAUUAGUUCGCUAGCUAAAGAGGCGGGGGGCUUGUCAAAGGGAUUUUCAUAGCAGGUUAGAUCAUUUCUCCUAACCUUAACCUCAGUCUCCUAAACUGCUAUGAAAAAGUCACUUCGGUAUAUUUAAUAUGAAACAAAUUGGGUACAAAGUGCAGCACAAUGCACACAACACUAAGUGCUUUAUCAAGCUUAGCUAUCUCGCAAGAUGAAAAAAAUCUAAUUAACUUCAAAUCAAAUUCAUUUAUAUAGCCCUUCGUACAUCAGCUGAUAUCUCAAAGUGCUGUACAGAAACCCACCCUAAAACCCCAAAUAGCAAGCAAUGCAGGUGUUGAAGCACGUUGGCUAGGAAAAACUCCCUAGAAAGGCCGAAACCUAGAGGAACCAGGCUAUGAGUGGUGGCCAGUCCUCUUCGGGCUGGGCCGGGUGGAGAUUAUAACAGAACAUGGCCAAGCAUGGUCAAAUAAUAGGUCUGGGACAGGUAGCACGUCCGGUGAACAGGUCAGGAUUCCAUAGCCGCAGGCAGAACAGUUGAAACUGCCGGUGGACUGGGGACAGCAAGGAGUCAUCAUGCCAGGUAGUCCUGAGGCAUGGUCCUACGGCUCAGGUCCUCCGAAAGAGAAUUGGAGCACACUUAAAUUCACACUGGAUAAGACUGGAGAAGUACUCCAGAUAUAACAAACUGACCCUAGCCCUCCGACACAAACUACUGCAGCAUAAAUACUGGAGGCUGAGACAGGAGGGGUCAGGAGACACUGGCCCCAUCCUAUGAUACCCCCGGACAGGGCCAAACAGGAAGGAUAUAAUCCCACCCACUUUGCCAAAGCACAGCCCCCACACCACUAGAGGGAUAUCUUCAACCACCAAUUUACCAUCCUGGCCGAGUAUAGCCCACAAAGAUCUCCGCCACGGCACAACCCAAGGGGGCCAACCCAGACAGGAAGAUCACGUCAGUGACUCAACCCACUCAAGUGGCGCACCCCUCCUAGGGACGGCAUGAAAGAGCACCAGUAAGCCAGUGACUCAGCCCCUGUAAUAGGGUUAGAGGCAGAGAAUCCCAGUGGAGAGAGGGGAACUGGCCAGGCAGACAGCAAGGGCGGUUCAUUGCUCCAGAGCAUUUCCGUUCACCUUCACACUCCUGGGCCAGACUACACUCAAUCAUAUGACCCACUGAAGAGAUGAGUCUUCAGUAAAGACUUAAAGGUUGAGACCGAGUUUGCGUCUCUUACAUGGGUAGGCAGACCAUUCCAUAAAAAUGGAGCUCGAAAGGAAAAAGCCCUGCCUCCAGCUGUUUGCUUAGAAAUUCUAGGGACAAUUAGGAGGCCUGCGUCUUGUGACCGUAGCGUACGUGUAGGUAUGUACGGCAGGACCAAAUCAGAGAGAUGGGUAGGAGCAAGCCCAUGUAAUGCUUUGUAUGUUGGAAAUCAGCCCUUGCCUUGACAGGAAGCCUGUGUAGGGAGGCUAGCACUGGAGUAAUAUGAUCAUGUUUUUUGGUUCUAAUCAAGAUUCUAGCAGCCGUAUUUAGCACUAACUGAAGUUUAUUUAGUGCUUUAUCCGGGUAGCCGGAAAGUAGAGCAUUGCAGUAGUCUACCCUAGAAGUAACACGAGCAUGGAUGAAUUUUUCUGCAUCAUUAUUGGACAAAGUUUCUGAAUGUUUCAUACUACCAGUUCGCUUGUUAGCACGACCUAUCUAGCUAGCUAAUCCACUGACUCUCGACAGCUAACAAAUACAGGACUAUUCUGGAAGAAAACCUGAUGGAGUCUGCAAAAGACCUGAGACUGGGACGGAGUCUUCCAACAAGACAAUGAUCCAAAACAUAAAGCAAAAUCUACAAUGGAAUGGUUCAAAAAUAAACAUAUCCAGGUGUUAGAAUGGCCAAGUCAAAGUCCAGACCUGAAUCCAAUUGAGAAUCUGUGGAAAGAACUGAACUGCUGUUCACAAAUGCUCUCCAUCCAACCUCACUGAGCUCGAGCUGUUUUGCAAGGAGGAAUGGGAAAAAAUGUCAGUCUCUCGAUGUGCAAAACUGAUAGACAUACCCCAAGCGACUUACAGCUGUAAUCGCAGCAAUCGCUACAAAGUAUUAACUUAAGGGGGCUGAAUAAUUUUGCACGCCCAAUUUUUUUUCGGUCCACUUCAUGAUUGUGUCCCAAUUGUUGUUGAUUCUUCACAAAAAAAUACUGUUUUAUAUCUUUGUUUGAAGCCUGAAAUGUGGCAAAAGGUCGCAAAGUUGAAGGGGGCCGAAUACUUUCGCAAGGCACUGUAUGUCUUCUAUUUCCUAAUAAUUGCUCCCACAGUUGAUUUCUUCAAACCAAGCUGCUUACCUAUUGCAGAUUCAGUCUUCCCAGCCUGGUGCAGGUCUACAAUGUUGUUUCUGGUGUCUUUUGACACCUAUUUGGUCUUGGCCAUAGUGGAGUUUGGAGUGUGACUGUUUGAGGUUGUGGACAGGUGUCUUUUUAUACUGAUAAUGAGUGGAGGACAGAGGAGCCUCUUGAAGAAGUUACAGGUCUGUGAGAGCCAGAAAUCUUGCUUGUUUGUAGGUGACCAAAUACUUAUUUUCCACCAUAAUUUGCAAAUAAAUUCAUAAAUCCUACAA
Messenger RNA from Oncorhynchus keta (chum salmon), 5911 nucleotides. Its product is annotated as endoplasmin-like. NCBI's taxonomy places the organism in Eukaryota, Metazoa, Chordata, Actinopteri, Salmoniformes, Salmonidae. Gene Ontology annotation, biological process: protein folding. Gene Ontology annotation, molecular function: ATP hydrolysis activity; ATP binding; ATP-dependent protein folding chaperone. The record is from RefSeq and is a predicted model, not a curated record. Bases 116 to 2458 code for a protein of 780 amino acids. The transcript has 16 exons.